UGAUGAUGUAAAUAUCAAAUAUAUGAAUGGCAGGACACCUCUAAUGACAGCAGCAAUCAGUGGAAAGACUGAGAUAUUAAUGAUGUUACUUGAAGCUAAGGCAGAUGCUGACACACAGGAUAAGGAUGGCUGGACUGCACUUCACAUGGCAGCACAUGAAGGAAGAGUUGAUGUGGUGAAGAUUCUCAUUAAAGUUCAGGAUCAGAUAAAUGUUUUGACUAAGGAUGGAAAGGCACCUAUAGACUUGGCCAGAGCCAAGGGACACUUUGGGAUUGCUGAGCUCCUGACAAUUAUUUUAUAGAUUAAAUAUUAGUUAUUAUUGGUAGAUUUUCAAUUAUUGGUUACUUAAACUCAAAUAUGCAUAGCUAUUCUUUUUACCACAACAAUUCAUUAACAAUAUCAACCUAUGUUAUCCUAUCUUUGUAAAAAUGACGUCUAUUUUAUUGGUAGCUCCAAGGUGAAUUGUUGUUUAUUAUAAUUAUUAUGCAGAAUCCAUUGUAUAAUAUAAUAUGUUGGUUGUGAGGAAAAA
Molecule: messenger RNA, 529 nt
Organism: Geodia barretti
Lineage: Eukaryota; Metazoa; Porifera; Demospongiae; Tetractinellida; Geodiidae
Source: the annotation of a GenBank genome assembly